UUUUAUAGGUGUCAAUUUUUGGAUAUUGCACAAAUGUUUAUUACUGUCGCGUAUAAAAGCCACACCAUAUGUUAUUUUAUACUGAAAAUCGUCGCUUAGGAGAUGGGGGCGCUGUAGAUAUUUCUUACAGCCUAAAAGAGUCAAUUAGCAGUCCAUAUUUAUAUAGGCUGCGUUCCGUUUCGCGCAUAGCACGCAUUGUUCGCAUAACAUAUGCUUAGCGCAUUGGAUACGUUUCGUUUCAAUAUGCGCACUAUGUACGCUUUGAAAUGGAACGAUGUUAAACGCAUUAGAAGCGUGAAAUCAAAAUGGAUUCCACAACAAUAAAUUGCGCUAUCACUAUUGUGACAAAGUUUUUAAUUGAUGACAUUAAUGAAAGUGACAUCGAAUCGUCUAGUGAAUCGUCCAGUUGCAGUUUUGACGACUACUAUAGUGGCGAAGAAUAUGAGAACGUUUUGAAUAUCGAUUACGAAUUGGAAAUUUUAUAUUUAAUUUUAAUGGUGGGUGAAACACGAGGAGAAACGGUUGUAAAAGAAAAAAUAACAGAUUUUGUUGAAAGAGUUAUUCCUGGAUACACAAGGCACAUAUUCAAAGAACAUUUUCGAAUGUUUCCGGAAACAUUCGAAGAGGUGUUACAAUUAAUCGGGCCAGAACUAAAAGCCAUAAAUGCAUUGCCUGGAAGAAAACCAAUCUCUGCCGAAAAGCAACUCCUGAUUGCAAUUUGGUUUAUGUCUACUCCUGACUCUUAUAGGUCAGUAUCAACGAAAUUCGGAGUUGGAAAAGCAACUGCAUUCAGAGCAUUAAGACGAGUAACGUAUGCUCUACAUUGUAUUGCUCCUCAGUUUAUUCAAUGGCCCAAAGGUGCAAUUGCUACAAAUGUAAUGAGGAAAUUUGAACAAGUUUGUGGUUUUCCUAACGUGAUAGAUUGUAUUGAUGGAACUCAUAUAAAGAUUCGUGCUCCAAAAGAAGAUCCAGUCUCAUACAUAAACAGGAAAGGUUUCCACUCAAUUAAUGUACAAGUUGUCUGUGAGUCGCGUGAACUAUUUACUCAUUGUUAUGCCGGACAUGUAGGCUCUGUACAUGAUGCAAGAGUUUUUCGGAACUCACCAGUGGCAGAUUUUCUUCAAUUACCUGAAACCUAUUUUCCUGAUAAUUCACACAUUAUUGGAGAUGCUGCGUAUAGUAUCCAUCCACAUUGUAUGGUACCUUUUAGAGACAAUGGUCAUCUGACAAAUGCGCAAAAAAAUUUCAAUUAUUGUCUAUCAUCUACGCGAAUGACAAUUGAACGCGCAAUAGGUCAUCUCAAAGUUCGUUUUAGAAUUCUCUUAGAUUGUUUACCUUUAACAAAUAUAAGAAAAAUUCCAGAAUUUAUUUUAGCCUGUUGUGUAUUGCACAACAUUUGUAUUUUGAAAAACGAUAUAAUUGAACUGGGUAUAUAUCCAAAUGAAGAAGAAGUGAGACCUAUUUUACAUGAUAACGCAGUUGAGUUAGGAAAUGCUAAAAGAACGGUAAUUAUGAAUACUUUACCAAGGAAAAUAUAAUAUUAAAGUGUAACUCGACAUCAUGUGUAUAAAAAUAAAAAUGCAUAUAUUAUGUAAUAAACAAAUUAAACGUUG
This is a messenger RNA of Solenopsis invicta (red fire ant), 1613 nucleotides long. Its product is annotated as putative nuclease HARBI1. The transcript has 3 exons. Lineage: Eukaryota; Metazoa; Arthropoda; Insecta; Hymenoptera; Formicidae. The coding region runs from base 306 to 1538 and encodes 410 amino acids. The record is from RefSeq and is a predicted model, not a curated record.